This is a messenger RNA of Cinclus cinclus, 2194 nucleotides long. RefSeq names its product NFKB inhibitor interacting Ras like 2 (gene NKIRAS2). NCBI's taxonomy places the organism in Eukaryota, Metazoa, Chordata, Aves, Passeriformes, Cinclidae. Gene Ontology annotation, biological process: canonical NF-kappaB signal transduction. The record is from RefSeq and is a predicted model, not a curated record. Gene Ontology annotation, molecular function: GTP binding; GTPase activity. Bases 22 to 597 code for a protein of 191 amino acids. The transcript is spliced from 3 exons.
CCCCCGCCCCGGUGAGGCGCGAUGGGCAAGAGCUGCAAGGUGGUGGUGUGCGGGCAGGCCUCGGUCGGCAAAACCUCCAUCCUGGAGCAGCUGCUGUACGGGAACCAUGUAGUCGGCUCGGAGAUGAUCGAGACCCAGGAGGACAUUUACGUGGGCUCUAUCGAGACGGACCGGGGCGUGCGGGAGCAGGUGCGCUUCUACGACACGCGGGGGCUGCGGGACGGGCUGGAGCUGCCCAAGCACUGCUUCUCCUGCACCGACGGCUACGUGCUGGUCUACAGCACCGACAGCAAGGAGUCAUUCAAGCGUGUCGAGCUGCUCAAGAAGGAGAUUGACAAGUCCAAAGACAAGAAGGAGGUCACCAUUGUGGUUUUGGGCAACAAGUGUGACCUGCAGGAGCAGCGCCGGGUGGAUCAUGAUGCAGCCCAGCACUGGGCCAAGGGUGAGAAGGUGAAGCUGUGGGAGGUGUCCGUGGCUGACCGGCGCACGCUGAUCGAGCCCUUCAUCUACCUGGCCAGCAAGAUGACACAGCCACAGAGCAAGUCUGCGUUUCCCCUGAGCCGCAAGAACAAGGGCAGUGGAUCCAUGGAUGGCUGAGUCUGCUUCUCCUUCCCUUCCAUUGCCACCUCCUCUUCCUCACCUUCCUGCUUCCCUCUCACAUGCCUCUUGCUGAGUCCUGGCUGGUGUCAAGGAGCCUGCGGGAAGCAGGUGGCAGGAGGAGCAAUCAUCCCAGGGCUAGGGAUGGUCCUGGGAGAUGAGAGAGGCAGUGGGACAGGAACCACUCCUUUCCCUGCUCCGCCCCCGCAGCUGUCAGAGGUGCUACAGGAAGGUCAGGAUUCACUCAGUGAUCCCCUCUGCUCUCAGGUGCAGGCUGGGAGAGUGGAACAGAGGCACAGCACAGGCUGGCUGGAAUGUGGGGAUCAGAUCCACAUCUGGAGAGAACAACUCCCUCUUUUUCCAUUUCCUGAUAACAUGUGGGCAGAGCCUUUUGCUGGCCCUGCCUCCAGCCAAGCAGCUCUCCUUGCCCUGCCCCAGCUGGCUCUGUGCUGCUCCCUAGCAGGCUGUCCCUUACCCUGGCAGUGUCCACUACUCCUUUAUGCACUGGAAUAUCCAGGUAUGCUGCCCCACGGAAUGCCUAGAGCAGUGCAGGUGCCGUUCCUGAGGGCAGGGUGCCCAAAUGCACUGUUCUAGCCCUCCUCUUCCUGAGUGCAGACUGAGCCGUGAGCUUGGAAGAGAUAGGGUUGUACUUCACCUGCAUACCUGGAUCCUUGGAGGAGCUGGUGUGUACUUACCCUACACAUCUCAGAUGCUUUGGGCUAUGGCAGCUCUCACUAGCCACCUGUCACAAUGCUGCCUCCUUUCAGAACCACCAUAAGGCAAGGCACAGGUGUCCCAGUCCUGCCCAGCAACACUUGUUCCCCUCAGGUGGUCUGGAUGUAGGCAAAGAAAUGAUGAAAGCCCCAGUGUGUUUGUACUUGUUCCUUUUAUUUACUGAGUAACACAAUAAAGCGAUGGUUAUCAAAAUAUUUUCCUUUUUUUUUCCCCAACAGUUAUAGUACAUCAAAAAAUAUACAAUGAACAUUACAGGAGGGUACUGGCCAAGUCCCUAGAGUCUGGAUAUUCCAUUUUGGGGUUUGGGGAUUUUUUUUUUGUUUUUUUUUCUGUUUUUUUGAAUCAAACUUCACAUCACUCCAAGGUUAUUUACAUAGGGGCACACUUUACCGAGCGCUAUGGACUAUCCCUACUCCUAGUACAGCAUGUGCUAAGUCAAAGGCAGUAAAUGCUUUGGAGAGCAGGAGGGGAUUUGGGGGAUGCCAUAACGGGGGUUUCUUAUGCAGCUCGUUGCAAUAUUAUUGUUACUAGAAGGAAUGGCUUUCACAGGGUUAAAGUGCCAAGAACAGGAGUGCAUCAGGACUCCACUGGUGAGGGGCAAGGAGCAGCCAUGGCUCCAGCACAGGCUUUUUGGAACAAUGGAGGGGAACAGGCUCCCUGGUGCCAUGUGGCUCUGCAGGCUGGAGCCCAGCUGCUUCUGGUUCUCCAUGCUUCUGAGGGGCUGGGCAGGCCACCAGGGGCUCACAGCACAGGAGGGGACCCGCUGUCCUGCUGUGAUGGCUGGACUGGGGGUGACCCCAGGGGCCUGGGAAGGGCACAGUGAGACGGGCAGGGGUGGCUGGGGACGUGCUGCCACAGGUUG